Messenger RNA from Oreochromis niloticus (Nile tilapia), 1536 nucleotides. It is a transcript of the gene hoxc5a, whose product is annotated as homeobox C5a. Lineage: Eukaryota; Metazoa; Chordata; Actinopteri; Cichliformes; Cichlidae. The record is from RefSeq and is a predicted model, not a curated record. Bases 1 to 684 code for a protein of 227 amino acids. The transcript is spliced from 2 exons. Gene Ontology annotation, biological process: anterior/posterior pattern specification; embryonic skeletal system morphogenesis; positive regulation of transcription by RNA polymerase II. Gene Ontology annotation, molecular function: RNA polymerase II cis-regulatory region sequence-specific DNA binding; DNA-binding transcription factor activity, RNA polymerase II-specific. Gene Ontology annotation, cellular component: nucleus; nucleoplasm.
AUGAGCUCUGUUGACAGCUCCAGUCUCAGGCAAACAAGCGAGACAAGUUCUCCUAACACUAUGUUUAGUUUCGAUCUAUCUGGGCGCAUGUCCAGCCAUUAUGAGGGUGUUAAUGUGAACGGGAUAUUCUCUUGUCCCGUCCCCACGACCUCUGUUCAACGGGAGGAGAUGAAAACUAGCCUGCGUGGCAAUACGGAUACUCCACUCCCGUCAGGACCACAAAUAACCAUGGUCUCCAGUAGCUCGUCCGUGGACGCCAGCGGGCUCAGCUACGGCAGCACUAAGCUGCUCGGACGUGGGGCUGACAGAGACCCGGAGAGGAGCGCAAAAUCCGGCGGCAACAUGAGCCAGGAGAGCGACAGAAACGCGGAUAACACGCAGUCCGUGAAACGAAACACAAACGUGAACCAGCCUCAGGACAGUGAGCAGCGACCACAGAUUUAUCCAUGGAUGACAAAACUGCACAUGAGCCACGAAUCGGAGGGUAAGCGGUCCAGGACCAGUUACACCCGCUAUCAGACUCUGGAGCUGGAGAAAGAGUUUCACUUCAACCGGUACCUGAGCCGCCGCAGGCGCAUAGAGAUCGCCCACACUCUGUGUCUAAACGAGAGGCAGAUCAAAAUCUGGUUCCAGAACAGACGAAUGAAGUGGAAGAAGGACUCAAAAAUCAAAGUGAAGGAGUAAAAAGAGCAUCAGCGAACGCGGUGCAUGCAGCACGUUUUCAGCCCCUCACUGCACAAUGCUGGAGUGCCGCCUGACCUUCGGAUGAACUGCUAGGAGCAAUGACAUCAUGACACCGCUCUGUGUGCUUCAUCACCAAUUAUGUGUCACUUGCUGCAGUUUGGGACCUAAUGUAUUGAAUAUCGCUCACUUUGAUCAAUCGGUUUACAUUUCUAAAUUAAUUUGCUGCCCAUGCGAUGAUAGCCUCACUUUACUGCACGAGAGGAACAGGGGGUCGAGGGUGAGCUGGAACCGUCCCGCUGCAAAGCUUUGGUCUGCAGUACACUGAAAAGAUGCACACAAAUACUAAAAGAAGAAAAAAAUAAAAUGUUUUUAAAUUAUGUAAGCUAGAGAUAACCUGCAUAGCUCCCAACUUUAUAUCACCAUGCAUCAAAGGGGUCAGUGAAUCAAACAAAGUCAAAAUAAAUAAUAAUUCUGACUUAUCUGAAAAUCCUUAGCCACAGUUAAGUAGUCUUACAAAUACUACUUCUCUCCCUUUUUUUCCUUUUUCUUUUAAAAUUUAUUCUGUGACAUGUUGCAUUUAGGAUGCUGUUGAAUGUGUGUUCAAUAAGCAAUGUCCUCGUGAGUGGAUUUCGUGUGAAGACACCAUCCAUGUUGUCUGUCAUAUUCUUGUGACUCUUGAAUCAUUAUGUACAAUUCAGUGGCUGUUUGUGAUAAUGUUGUAAUGUGCAAUGGAACAAUUUCUCUUCCCUCCUUUGUAAACUUAAGGUGCCUGAUUAACACUGGGCCUACAAUAACUGAUAGAUGGCCUGUUCGUUGAUUGUAACCAAUAAAGACUCAUUAAAAGUAAGGGAA